AUGGAAGUCACGGGCAGUGGAAAGCUGACGCGAGAAGUCUCCUAUGAAUCCCUACCACCCUUUGACGAGACAGGCAGACUUGACCUCGAUGCAUACGCAGGCGAUGAGAUCGAUAGGCUGUUCAGAUUAUUCUUGCCCAGUCGUAGCAAGGGAUCGGAGAGUUCACCAUUUUCUGAUGUAGCUGAGGCCAGUGCUCCUCCUCGCCAUUCAGAAAUUCCUCCUCCACCUUUGAAUGUGGUGAUACAACUUAUUGGCUCGCGAGGUGAUAUUCAACCUUUCAUUGCCUACGGGAUACACCUGAAACGCUACUACGGACAUCGAGUUCGACUCGCGACUCAUGGUGUCUUUCAGAAUCUUGUUGAAGGGAACGGGCUACUUUUCUUCGAUAUUGGAGGUAACCCUGAGCAACUCAUGAGCUUCAUGGUUCGUAGUCCCGGAUUGUUGCCGAGUUACAAAGCUCUACGUGCUGGAGAGAUCAAGCACCACCGUGAGGCUUUGUACAAGAUGUGGAAAAUGAUUUGGAAAUCAUGCUUCGAGAAUGGGCCUGAUGGUGUCCCAUUUGUCGCAGACAUCAUAAUCGCCAAUCCGCCAAGUUUCGCGCACAUUCAUUGUGCUGAGAAACUCGGGAUCCCACUGCAUUUGAUGUUCACAAUGCCCUACAGCCCCAGCGGUGCUUUUCCUCAUCCACUCACCAGAAUCAGCAAUGAACGGAUGAACAACAUGUCCAUAAACCGCUUAUCGUAUUAUAUUGUAGAGCGGCUGAUAUGGUUGGGACUAGGGGAGGGUCUCAAUCGGUUUCGACAGAAUGUGCUUCAUUUGGAACCGGUCAACCUUGCACGAGCUCCAAGUAUAGUGACAAAGUUAAAGAUACCUCACACUUAUUGCUGGUCUUCCUCCUUAUUACCAAAGCCGAGUGACUGGGGAGAACACAUCUCAGUGGCAGGCUAUUUCCUUCAAGAUAAUGAAAACACUUCGUUCAACCCACCAACAAGUCUCUGCGAAUUCCUCGCAGCUGGAAAGCCUCCGAUUUACAUCGGCUUCGGCUCUAUUGUUGUUGACAACCCGGAAAUUUUGACAGAGCUUGUCCUCGGGGCCGUGAAGCUCACUGGUGUGAGAGCCUUGAUUUCCAAAGGCUGGCUCGGACUGGGCGAGGGCCAGUCCUCCACUAAAAACGUCUUCUAUGUAGGCGAUGUGCCGCACAGCUGGCUCUUUGAGCGUGUUUCUGCGGUAGUGCAUCACGGGGGUGCUGGCACAACCGCGGCCAGCUUGCGCGCUGGGAAGCCAAGUGUCGUGGUCCCGUUCUUCGGCGACCAAUAUUUCUGGGGUAAAGUGGUCUACACUGCCGGUUGCGGUCCACGGCCAAUACCGUUUCUUCAUCUCACAGCUGAGAAGCUUGCCAGUCAGAUCCAAGAAGCCCUGGAGGCCGUCAUUAUACGGAAGGCCGCAGAAAUUGGUGCCACCGUUCAGACCGAGAAUGGCUGUGAUAAUGGUGCGGCAGUACUACACCGUUUUAUGAACCUCGACGCAUCGAGAUGUCACCUUAUUCGAGACCGCAUCGCCGUGUGGAAGAUAAAACACUCCGAAGUUCAGAUUAGCGCCCUAGCUGCCGCGGCCUUGGUGGAAAGUGGAUGCUUACGGUACAGCCAAUUGAGGAUAUUGAGACACUGUGAGUAUGAAAUGGAAGAUAGGCCAAUCGACCCAUUGUCGGGAGGGGCACUAGCUUUCCUUGGAUCGUUCCAAGACAUUGUUGAGGAGAGCUACAACCUGUCCAAGAACAUCGUCAAAGCAGCCUCACCCCGGAGAGCUCCGACCGAAAACAAAGGCGUGAAGGAACUUGGGCACGAUGAGAGGAACUCCAACUCUACCUCUGGACGGCAUGCGUCGGGAUGUAGCAACUACACCGAUGCUAAGGUCAUAGAGGGCGCUGAAGCUGUCGGCUCAUCUGAGAUACUGAAAAGUGCAGGGUCCUUGAGUAAGGCUAUCGCGUCAACCCCCAUGAAUUUCUGUCUUGGUAUUGCAAAGGGGUUCCAAAGUAUUCCAAUCGCGUAUGGAGACAGAAGCGAACGACCGAGGACGAAAGUAUCUGGAAUAGUGACUGGGGUUACAGUUGGUAUCAAGGAAUUGGCUUUCGGCUUCUACGACGGUAUAACAGGAGUGGCAACGCAUCCAUUUCAAGGAUACAGGAAGAAUAACAUAGGCGGUCUAGUAUCUGGCAUAGGCAGGGGGGUCGGAGGAUUGGUCUUGAAACCUGGAGCAGGCAUAUUUGGUCUUCCGGGCUACAUUCUACAGGGCUUGUCUCAGGAGAUUCAUAAGACUUUUGGUGAGAAUCUCGAAAGCCGGAUUGCUCUCGGUCGGGCGCUACAAGGAAGAGGCGAGCUUCAAUCUUGCUCUGCCAUCGACAGGGACAACAUUGUGAGGGAAUGGAGAAAGAUGAGUGGUUUACACCAAGGGCUUGUUAAGAGUUGA
Messenger RNA from Exophiala oligosperma, 2466 nucleotides. RefSeq lists its product as uncharacterized. Lineage: Eukaryota; Fungi; Ascomycota; Eurotiomycetes; Chaetothyriales; Herpotrichiellaceae. Bases 1 to 2466 code for a protein of 821 amino acids. The record is from RefSeq and is a predicted model, not a curated record. Gene Ontology annotation, molecular function: UDP-glycosyltransferase activity; hexosyltransferase activity. Gene Ontology annotation, biological process: carbohydrate metabolic process. The transcript has 9 exons.